CAUGAGGCCUAUCGCAUGUGUAUAGCAGCAUAUUCAAACCUAUCGUGUUUGUGGAUCACGUGUUGCUUUUAGUACUGGGCAUGUAUUGUUUUGUUUAAAAUUAGGAAAGAAUUUAAUAUAUUAGUUAUUACUAACGAUAAAUUAAAUAAAGAAUAACUUGAAGCUUAACAAAUGUCAUACUGCAAAGAUUUUGGAAAAGACAAAGUAAUAUUUGUUUCAAAGGAAGAUCAUGAAACACCAAGUAAGGUGUCUUUACCACACAGCACAGAUGAUGAAGUACAGGGACUCAUUUUACCUAAUGGGGAAAUAAACUGGAGCUGUCCUUGUUUAGGUGGGAUGGCAACAGGGCCAUGUGGACCCGAAUUUCGAGAAGCUUUUUCCUGUUUUCAUUAUAGCACAGCUGAACCUAAAGGAAGUGACUGUAUUGAAAAGUUUCAAGACAUGCAAGAGUGCAUGACAAAGUAUCCAAGAUUAUACCCUGUAGAUGAUGAUAAAGAACUAUUAGAUGAUAAUACUAAAAAUGAUAGCAUGUCAAGUAGCAAUACAGAAGAAAACCAAUCAAAUACUGAUAAAGAAAGGACAACUUUAAAACAGUAAAUUAUAUAUGAAUAUUAAUGUAUUUUGAAGAGUAGGUUAGACCAUUGUUGAAAUAAGAAUCAACAUAAUCAUUUAUUUGUGGUACUAGUGUUUUGUAUAAAUAUGUCUUGCAUUGACAUAAAGGAAUCACCAUUAGUGUAUGUAAUUUUUUUUUCUUGUAGAAAUAGUAAUGUAAAUAAAAUAUUGAUCAAUUUUA
This is a messenger RNA of Limulus polyphemus (Atlantic horseshoe crab), 793 nucleotides long. RefSeq names its product mitochondrial intermembrane space import and assembly protein 40-B-like. Bases 172 to 597 code for a protein of 141 amino acids. Gene Ontology annotation, cellular component: mitochondrial intermembrane space. Gene Ontology annotation, molecular function: protein-disulfide reductase activity. NCBI's taxonomy places the organism in Eukaryota, Metazoa, Arthropoda, Merostomata, Xiphosura, Limulidae. The transcript is spliced from 3 exons. The record is from RefSeq and is a predicted model, not a curated record. Gene Ontology annotation, biological process: protein import into mitochondrial intermembrane space.